This is a messenger RNA of Cladocopium goreaui, 1011 nucleotides long. The record is from the annotation of a GenBank genome assembly. NCBI's taxonomy places the organism in Eukaryota, Dinophyceae, Suessiales, Symbiodiniaceae.
AUGAGCCAGAGGUUUGAAGAGAGCACUCCUUCAAAGGAAGAAGAACCAGAAGAAGAGCAACAGAAGACAGCCGAGAAAACUUUGAACUAUGAGUAUGAAGAUUCGACUAUGAAACAACUGAUUGAUGAAGCAUGCCGUUCGGAAUGGAACAAGUACAUUCGCUACUCUGCGGCUGUGCCUUUGGACAAUGGAAGACCCAACGGUGAGGACGCAACCAAGAAUGACUUGACCCAACUACGUUCAGUCGUAGGUAGCCUUUCGUGGGUAGCCCGACAGGGACGUCCGGAUCUGUUGUAUGUGGUAUCUCGCCUUCAAUCGGAAGUGAAGGGAGCAACCGUCCAAACACUGAGGGAUGCCAACAAGGCCGUGCAAAUGGCUCAGGCCGGUAGGGAUGAAGUGUACGUCAAUUUUCCACUCAAAUUGAUGGAGUGGAAGGAUGUAAGAGUUUUGUCUGUCUCAGACGCCUCGUUCGCAAACGAACCAGGGUCGAAGUCCCAGCAAGGUAGAUGUCAAUUCCUGGCACCUAUCCGACAGUUGAAGACUUUAGGUCAGACAGAGUUCGACGUUUAUCCAAUCUCAUUUUCAUCAACCACCAUCAAAAGGGUUUGUCGUGCCACCUUGCAAUGUGAAGCCUAUGCGCUCCAAGGGUCAAUGGAAUCCGGAGACAGGAUCCGAGCCCUUCUCUCAGAGAUGAGCAACUGCGUUCCCGUAGGGAUGAAGGAUUGGGAGAGCAUCAGUAGGCAACAUUGUCCGCAACUGUGCAUGUCAGAUUGCAUGAGCUUGGUCAACCACCUGAAUGCACAGAUCAUGGCGCGUUGCCAAGACAAGAGAGACGACCAAGACGUCGAGACCUAUGAGAAGUAUGAGAACGGAGGAGACAAACUGAUAUGGUUCCAUAUGUCGACAAUGGUAGCCGAUGCGCUAACCAAGAAGAUGAAGCCAGAUCUUCUCUUGAAGGUUCUACGCACCAACCGCUAUAGCGUGGAACUUGUACAGAAAGAGAAGAAAUGA